AUGCUCAUAACAACACAUGGUAAAGAGCUUGGUAGAGUCAGUAUGGUGGAUCCACGUGGAAAUGUUGUACUUGAUGAAUAUGUUAGACCUUACGGUCAAGUCAUUGAUUAUAAAACACCAUGGAGUGGGCUAACACCAUAUAAUAUUCAAUCUGCAAAGUGUGAUUUAUAUGAUAUCCAAAGAGCUCUUUUGAACUUUCUUUGCACUGAUGAUGUUUUGAUUGGACAUGCUUUUUAUCAUGAUCUGAGAGUAUUAAAUCUGAGACAUCCAAGGAUUAUUGACACGAUUGAUAUAUAUGGGAAUGUCGCCUUGAAAACACUAGCACGUAACUAUCUAGGAAUCAACAUUCAAAACGGUCCUCACGAUUCUGUUGAAGAUGCAAGAGCUACAAUGGACUUGGUGAGAGCUAGAGUCUUCAAUUAG
Molecule: messenger RNA, 423 nt
Organism: Hansenula anomala
Lineage: Eukaryota; Fungi; Ascomycota; Saccharomycetes; Phaffomycetales; Wickerhamomycetaceae
Product: RNA exonuclease
Exons: 1
Coding region: 1-423 (140 amino acids)
Cellular component (GO): nucleus
Molecular function (GO): exonuclease activity; nucleic acid binding
Source: RefSeq, a predicted model, not a curated record